Messenger RNA from Funneliformis mosseae, 838 nucleotides. Lineage: Eukaryota; Fungi; Glomeromycota; Glomeromycetes; Glomerales; Glomeraceae. The record is from the annotation of a GenBank genome assembly.
AUGAUUAACUAUUUUGAAAAUAUUGUUGACGAAGUGAAGAUAAAUUUCUUCAAAAAUGUUGAAAAUCCUAUUAAUUUGGCAUUAUCAAGUCGAUCAUGGGCUCGCAUUGCCGAAGAUCCAUUAGGACCCUCUUUUAUCGAUGUAGCCGUUUGCCAAGAUUUGUUUGCAAGAAAAGUUAUAAUAUCAAGAUACUUCAUCCAAAGGUUACUCAUGCAUUUUGGAAGUAAUCUGCCUAUAUCCGUAUUUACCUAUUUGUUAGAAAUUGGCUUUAAACAAUUAGCAAAGGAAAUGCCUUUAAAAGGCAAUGAUAUGGAAUUGUUUCACUUCCUUUCCGCAGGACCUCACGUAAUAAAUUAUGCCCCUGGAAUGUUAAGAAAGAAUUUAAAAAAUAUCGAAGAAUUAAUUUUAGUUCAUAUGUUUAUUCCAUUUCCGCCUAGACCAAAAUUACAAUUAGACUUAAACAGCGAUCCUCACAUCCAUCAACCACCCAUCCCAGAAGAAUACCCCCCAAAAGAUGGUUUUGAAAACAAUAGACAACUUAAUGUAAUAGCGAGAGCAAUCCUUAUUCACCCUGAUCUAGUCAAUUUGUGGAAAGAAAUUGGAUAUAGUGAUAUAUGCAAUGAUGUCAAUGAUUUGGUUAUGCAAGGGGCGCUACUCAUUCUCUUCCCACCAACUCCUGCCUCAGAUUGGAAUUGUCCAACCGUUUCAAUAGUAAUUGCACGCUUAAAAGAAUUAAUCAAAUUGGGCUUUCAAUUGAAAUAUAUUGUUAUUGUCGACGCACUUCAUAUGUUCGAGCACCGUUUGGACGAAAUCGGAGAUAUUCUUUGGGAUGCAUUCC